CUAACAUUUCCUCUAUCCAUCCAAAUCGCCGAGGCAUGUUACUCUCGCACUUCAUGCCAAUGGAUUUUGCACACCCAAGACAAGCUUCCACAAAACCCUAACUUAUUUUUCGCCAUUCAAUAUCAACAAAUACGUCUGAAAUUGGAUUGGGCAAUAACAAUCUUCCAAUUCAACGAUUAAGUGGAGACAAAUGGAGUCUGACGAAGACGAUUUUGUUUUCUAUGGAACACCGAUAGAGCGUGAGGACGAUGUAAUCAGUCGCAAGAAGAAGGCCAUUGCCGAGUCCUCCGGUCAACUUCGAACUCUCCCAGCUUGGAAGCAAGAGGUUAGAGACGAGGAAGGGCGGAGAAGAUUCCAUGGAGCAUUUACAGGAGGCUAUUCUGCUGGUUACUAUAAUACAGUGGGCUCCAAAGAAGGGUGGGCACCCCAGUCAUUUAAAUCAUCCAGGAAGAACAGAGCAGAAUUCAAGGAGCAGAAUAUACUGAAUUUUCUAGAUGAAGACGAGAAAUCUGAGUUGGAAGGUCGUUUUUUGGGGACUACUUCACAGUUUGAUACAUUUGGUUUCACAGCUGCCGAAAUUGCUCGCAAACAAGCUGAGACGGAACAGAAACAGAGACCAUCCGUAAUACCUGGACCUGUACCUGAUGAAAUAGUUGUUCCGGCCAAUGAGUCAAUAGGGGUAAAACUUCUCUUAAAGAUGGGGUGGAGUCGUGGCCGCACGAUCAAGGAUUCACAUUCUGAUGCAUUGUAUGGUAUGAUUUCCCAUUACCAAUUUUUAGCUAUUUGUUCGCUUUCUAGUUUAUACCUUUUGAUACAAGUUCAUCCAAUAUAAGUUAUAUUGUAAGAA
Molecule: messenger RNA, 847 nt
Organism: Vigna umbellata (rice bean)
Lineage: Eukaryota; Viridiplantae; Streptophyta; Magnoliopsida; Fabales; Fabaceae
Source: RefSeq, a predicted model, not a curated record